AUGCCUGGCCGCUGGUUCACUGCCGCUUCGGAGCGCAGAAACAAGGCACAUUAUGCUGGCGGUGCACUUCUGCGUAGGCUGAUGAGUACAGCCACCAGGCAUGGACCACUUGCCAGUGGUUUGUGCCGCUCAAUGGGGUUUAUGUCCAUUGAAAGAUCUCCCGUGCUUUUCUCACCAUUGCUCUUGACGGCUGCACGUGGCUUUGGCCAUCUCGUGCGUGAGGUGGACCCUCACGGGUUUAAAGGUGACAUCCAUGCACUGCGCCACAAAAACUCGGCGAGUACCCAGCGCUAUGUUGCCGAGGCUCUUGCCUCCGAGGAGAACAUCAUUUUCUGUGGUGCCUAUCAUACAGGCAAAAUGACAAUUCUUAGGGCCAUCGGUGAGGUGUGUGAAAGGAAGGGGAAGAAGGUGGUGUAUGUGUCUGCGGAUUCACGACGUGCUUGUCGCAUAGACGGAAUGCUGCUGCAUCACUUCCUCGGACUGCGCUACUUUGGGAAAAACGAGCUUCCGUCGCAGGAUCAACUUGAGGGCGCUUUGGGGCGUCAUGUGCGUCUGUGCGAGUCCACAUAUGCCUCUUGUGUUCCCAGCCUGGCGACGGCGGAUGUAUUUAUUUUUGACGCCGUCGAUCAAAUAGCCCCCACCAUCCUCACCUCCAUUGACCGAGUUUGCCGGGACCUGCGUGGACGCCCGAGAGAGCCGUUUGGUGGCCUUCGCGUUUUUGCCGCCGCAGACUUUUGGCAUCUGCCCGUACACCCCAGCAGCGACACGGGCGGCUACGUUUAUCAGCUGGACAACUGGGAUGAGCUCUUCCCGCGGCAACGGCUGUUGGAGAAAAUUCACGGACAGGCACGGAGACUCACGUCGUUGGUUAACAAGGCGUACUUCGGUCUCCUCACACCGGGUGAUAUUGAAGAGCUGGAGGCACGAUCCGCGACGCGAGGGUUGACUGUGGGGAAGGAAGACGAAAGCCGAGGGGUGGAGGAUGCAGACGGAAGUGAUGUUGAUGAUGAGGAGGAGGACGGUGCUUCCAACGAGUCGUCUUGCGGGAGUGGUAGACGUCACAGUAAACAUGAGAGCAAUAAUAACAAUGAUAAGAGCAAAGAAAGCGGCAGUCUUUUCGCCGGCCAUGUUGCGUCGUUGCCACCUCAGAAAUUAAUCUCCAACGUGGAGGCUAUCGUAAAGUUUACAUCUCGUUUUCCGAAACAACCAGCAAUUCGAGUAUUACCACCUCGUUUUCGUACACUGAAGCGGACGGAGAUUGGGAAUUACGUUGUGAGCAUGUUGUUGCAGUCUUCUCUACUCUCGUCGUUUUCUCUCGUUGACUCGUUAAAUCUUGACGUGGGAUCAUCGGUGCAUCUCUUGUUAGGUGCUCCGGCUUCCUUUGGUGUGCCCCCGGGUACCGUGGGUGAGGUGCUGCAAGUGAAGGAACACGUGCUCGUGGUGCACUUUCCAUCUGUACAUCGCACCGUCGAAGUGCCUCGAAUGCGUGUUAGUGUUUACCACUCUUUUUAUCCCGAGGUACGUUACGAGAUUCAACAAUUCCCAUUAUUCCCACGGCAAAAUAUCUCCCCAUUGAAUAUUCUAAAUUACCAACAUGCAUACAACGUAGAUAUUGAUUGCCACCGUCUUGCGGAUACAAAUGAUCUUGGAAAUAUUCUUGCUCGUAUGCGCUCUUUUGAUGACUUUAGCAUUCAGCGGAUACAAGACUUUGUGCGUUUGGACGGAAUGAUUCAUGAGCCGACACGUAUUUAUUAUCAACGCAUUUCUAACCGUCCACUUUCUACCGCUGCCGAGCAGUGGUGUCGCAACUGCAAGUCAUAUGUGCCUACCAAUGAAUUUUACAGCCAUUGGAAUGAAUGCAUCCGACAGGUUCGAUGGUGCAGCGAGUGUAACACACGUAUUCCGCUGGAGCGACUGGAACCACACCAGGAAAAGCAUCAGAUCGUUCUUUGCUUAGAUUGUGGCAGAGCUGUGGAGUGGCGGCGGUGGGAAGGCCAUCGGCUGACAUGUUCUGCGAUGAUGCGAGAAGUAUCACCGGAAAAUGAGUUUCUGCCCCUUCGCACACGUCAACUUGCAUUGGAGUUGGGGCUGGACAAGCGAGACCUGCACACCAUGCGGGCCUUCAGCCGCAGUUUACUUCCCAAGUCAAGGAAACACUGUAGUGGGGGCAGUGUGUGA
This is a messenger RNA of Trypanosoma cruzi, 2178 nucleotides long. RefSeq lists its product as uncharacterized. The record is from RefSeq and is a predicted model, not a curated record. The transcript has a single exon. Bases 1 to 2178 code for a protein of 725 amino acids. NCBI's taxonomy places the organism in Eukaryota, Euglenozoa, Kinetoplastea, Trypanosomatida, Trypanosomatidae.